Molecule: messenger RNA, 612 nt
Organism: Durusdinium trenchii
Lineage: Eukaryota; Dinophyceae; Suessiales; Symbiodiniaceae
Source: the annotation of a GenBank genome assembly
AUGGCCCAUCUUCGCGCCAUGGGGCGGUGGUUCCUGCUUGGCGCAUUCGCUGCUCGCGCGGCGAUCGUGCCGAGCACCGAAACGUGUGAAGCGCUGAGCAAUUGUUCUCCUUCACAAUGCCAAUCAGUCUCGAACUCACCGUGCAGCUUUACUGAUCCGAACAUCGAUUGGCCAGAGCUUAUUGGCAGCGUUUCCUGCAAAAGCUGCACUCAAAGCUCAGAUGCCAGGUGCUCCGUGUCUGGCAUGCAAGAGGUAUUCAACACGGAUGCCACAUCUGCUGUGAAAGCUAUGUACUGCAACGACAACUAUCUGGUGGUUUGGUCUGCUGGCAAGCCCCCCACCGAUGACACGCUGGCGAGCAUCCCUCGACCCCCUGGUGGUGGAGGCGGCGGUGGCUACGAGAACGAGUGCGUGACGCGGUCGACCAUCGAGCAGUCGCAGACCUAUAAGAUUCCCUUGACCUCGCCGCCGGACGAAGCCUAUGAAUGGACGCCCAAUCCCCCGGCGGGCGCCUCUGGUGUGGGCAAGAAUGGCGUUCCCUUUUAUCCAGGUUCGGUGCACAUAUCAGACGGCUGCUUUGCUCGAGGCCGAGAAGCUUUGCAGCGUUUCUGA